Paramuricea clavata is the source of this 4497-nucleotide messenger RNA. The record is from the annotation of a GenBank genome assembly. NCBI's taxonomy places the organism in Eukaryota, Metazoa, Cnidaria, Anthozoa, Malacalcyonacea, Plexauridae.
AUGGAACUUCAUGAGGCCAAGAUGAAACUACAAGCUCAGCAAAUAAACAAAGAAUCAUCAAAAGAACCGACGUCAAGUGAGAUAUCUUCAAGCGCAAGUGGAAACAUCCAAGCCAGGUUACCCAAGCUUACAAUCACAAAAUUUGAUGGAACAUAUGCUGAUUGGUAUGAGGCGCCGUGUGUUGCAAAAUUCAUACUUUCUUUAACAUACUAUUGAAAGUUUACAACACAUAUUAGAAUAGAAAACAUAGUUUCACAACAUGUGAAAUACAUACAGCAUAUGCUGAAACGUACACAUAUUGUACUGAAAUGCUCAAAGUAAGCACUGAAAAUAACUCUUAAUACGGGUUCUCAGUGUACGCCAUGUGCAAAUUCUCAGUAUACUUUAUGUGCAAAUUCUCAGUGUACGUUAUGUGCAAAAUCUCAGUGUAGUUUACGUGCAAAUUCUCAGUAUACUUUAUGUGCAAAAUUUCAGUAUACUUGAUAUGAAAAUUCUCAGUAUACUUUACGUGCAAAUUCUCAGUGUACGUUAUGUGCAAAAUCUCAGUAUACUUUACGUGCAAAUUCUCAGUGUACGUUAUGUGCAAAAUCUCAGUAUACUUUACGUGCAAAUUCUCAGUGUACGUUAUGUGCAAAAUCUCAGUAUACUUUACGUGAAAAUUCUCAGUGUACGUUACACGCAAAUUCUCAGUGUAGUUUACGUGCAAAUUCUCAGUAUACUUUAUGUGCAAAAUUUCAGUAUACUUGAUGAAAAUUCUCAGUAUACUUUACGUGCAAAUUCUCAGUGUACGUUAUGUGCAAAAUCUCAGUGUAGUUUACGUGCAAAUUCUCAGUAUACUUUAUGUGCAAAAUUUCAGUAUACUUGAUGUGCAAAUUCUCAGUAUACUUUACAUGCAAAUUCUCAGUGUACUUUAUGUGCAAAAUCUCAGUAUACUUUACGUGAAAAUUCUCAGUAUACUUUAUGUGCAAAAUUUCAGUGUACGUUAUGUGCAAAAUCUCAGUAUACUUUAUGUGCAAAUUCUCAGUAUACUCUAUGUGCAAAUUCUCAUUGUACGUUAUGUGCAAAAUUUCAGUGUACGUUAUGUACAAAAUCUCAGUAUACUUUAUGUGCAAAUUAUUUAUGGCUUGAAAAUUGAAAUCAAGAGUGUCAUAUGGUCAUACUGUAUCGAUUAGGUCCCAGUUUACUACGCGGUAAAAUCAAGAUGGCGGUCGACAUGCAAUUUCAGGAUUUAGUCCAUAUUGACGUUGUAGAAUACUUACAAUCUUUAAAGGGCACUUGUCAGGAAGCAGAUAGACUUUGGUAUAACCUUGAUAUGGACGCAAUUGAGCACAUUCACAGAAAACUGCAUGACCAUCUAAGUGUACUCGAGCGCAUUCUUUCUUGUUGUGAAAAUUCCGGGGAGAUGGGAGAGCUAACAAGGUUUAUACACGAGCUUUUUUUAUCCGUAAAUAAUGUCUUCAGGCACUACAAUACCCUGCUUGAGAGACGUGACUUUGUCGCUGGUGAAGAAUAUCCAACUCCAGAUGUGACGAGGGAAGGAGGUAGAGGACGGCCGAGGUGCGCAUUUUAUUUUGUUUUAAUAUAAAAUUAUUCAAACGACCGAUUCGAACCAAGAUCCAUUUCUUAUAAGCCUACUACACUACACCUUUUAUAUAUGUCACCUGUAUCUUCCUAAUUGGUAGUAAAUCCAUUUCAGGAUCACAGGAUGUAGUACUCAACGUACCGCUAUUUACCUUAAUCAAAUCAUCAUAGCCAUAGGCGUUGUAGUCCAUCAUAACCCUUUUAACAGAUCAAGUUGGCUCUGUUUUGGUAACAUCCUUUUCAGAUAGAUUUGAGAAAAGAAGUCUACUUGACUGUACUCCUGUUCGUUAUGUACUUAGGAAAUGGCAAAAAAACUGCAUUAGGGACUGGUCAUUAUUUAUCAGGGGGGUGAGGUGUAAUUCAAAAUUUUAAGGAAUGAUAUUUUGUGACCCUACUUUGCCAUAACCUGGAAAAAUAAUGCCCCCCCCCUCUCUCUUGCUUGUGUCAGCAAAAAUGUACCUACCUACUACUACUAAACCCUGCAUUCAAUAAAUUUUCUAAUUGCAUUUUAAAUUUUCUAAUUUUCUAGUUGUGCUUUAAAUCAAAUACUAGAAUUUAUAUUAUACCAAUACAUACUGUAGUCAUAUAUAAAACUUUAGUUUUUUCAAACUUUUCAUUCUAAGUUUAAAGGAUCAAUUUUUUUCAAUGCAACUCAAACAAAAUGUGAGAAGGCAUUGUAUAAAACAGUUAAUUGAACUAAAACAGCAGACCCCCUCCCUGCCUUCAUAAACUGUCUAAUAUUUUAUGAACCCCCUUUUUCCUGGCUGAAAAAUAUGUGACCUUCCCCCCCUGUUUCCACCUCCCCACCCCUCCUGCUAAAUUAUGACCUUAGCAGGAGGACCAGUCCCUUAAUUUGGAAAAAUGUCUAAAGACUUAUCUUUUCAACUACAGGUAUGACAUAUCCAGAAAUCAACUAGUCCAAUUACAUGCGACAGGCAUGACAUGGACAGAUAUUGCCUCCACAGUUGGUGUCAAUCGAACAACAAUCUAUAGAAGAAGGUUAUCGCUUGGUAUGAACACAAAUCAAGCCUGUACAUUUUCAGAUAUACCUGAUGAGGACCUUGAUGCUAUGCUCACCCAAAUAAUACACCACAGUCCUAAUGCAGGGGAAACGUAUGUUCAAGGGAGCAUAAGAUCAAGAGGAUUACGAGUACAAAGGUGGCGAGUUCGCGAAAGGUUGCAGGUCUGUAGUUUUGUCGUCCAGGUUAUGUAGGUGUCAACUCCCACUGUGAUCAUAGGCACGACUUAAUUAAUGAUUUAGAUAUUUUAUAAUAAGGGUUAGAUAAAGUCACUACCAGAAGUUACCUUGGUAAUUCUUCUUAGCACAACUGCUGACAUAUUUUCGACUGGAUGGUAAUGGUUUUGUAUCCAAUUCCCAUGUAUGCAGAAGGGGGAGGUUGCACAUGGAAUUGACUUAGAAAUACACUGUUACUGUAUUCAAGUUAUUGAAGGCGAAUGUCCGUUCUUGUUUUUCUUUUACUGUUUUAGCAUCGGUUAGCCGAAAUAUUGAGGUUUUAAUUUUUUAUAGAUUUUAGAUCCUGUUGGAAGAGCAUUAAGAAGAACUCGUUUAAAAUGAAGGACGUACAAUGUUGUUCAGCCCAAUUUGUUGUGGUAAAGUAGCAAUCCAUAUAUACGACUGAAAUUUCUCCACAAAAUACCGCUAGCAUACAGAGAAGAUGCGCUUCGAAAUUCAAAAUAAGAAGCGUUUAUGUUCAUGCAUAUAAUUAUCUUCAGCCCAGCCAAUCUGUGCGUGGCUAUUAACUAUCCUUGAAGUGAUUGGCUGAAGUUAAUUAAUUAACAUACUAACAGAUACGUUUCACGCCACGUUGUAUAGCUCGUUUUCACGCACUCGUGUUCAAAUAAGAUACAUUAUAUGAACUGAGCGAACAAAAAAUCUACCAAGACACAGCAAAUAUUAACUGCAUGAACAAGUUGAAGAAAGACCACUUAUUGAAAUAAAUUAUCAAACAAUCGUGAACGAAAAAAUGUUUUGUAGAUUUUCUGGGUGGAUACCAGAUUUUAAGUUGCUAGCUAGUAUCCCGUUGGAAGACGCCGUAACUGUAGCAAUUAACAACCGUUGACAUUUUCAUUAAUCUUUUGAGCUUAAUUUGUCUAAUUAUAUUUCACUUUUUUCUAAGGCAUAUCGAUGGGAACCACAAACUAAUUUCGUGGCUAUUCAUACAUCAUGGCUGCAUAGAUGGUUAUAGCAGAGCCGUCAUCUACGUUAAAUGUUCCAAUAACAACAGGGCAGAAACUGCUUUGGGACUUUUUGAGCAAGGGGUGCAUAGGUUCGGCUUACCAUCAAGAGUCAGGGGUGAUCGUGGUGUAGAGAACGUCGACAUAGCACGCUUCAUGAUUUCUAAUCGUGGUGGUAACAGAGGCAGUUUUAUCGCAGGCCGAAGCGUGCACAACCAGAGAAUCGAAUGGUUGUGGGGCGAAGUAAACAGGAUUGUCAAUUCCCAUUUCAAGAAUCUGUUCACUUUUAUGGAACAUUUUGAAAUUCUUGAUGCAACAAAUGAAGUGCAUUUGUGGGCUUUGCAUUACGUUUAUAUGGACAGGAUUAACCAAAGUUUAUCUGAAUUUGUCUCUCAAUGGAACAAUCACAACCUUAGCACAGUUCAUGGGAGAACUCCGCUUCAGCUGUGGCACGCAGGCAUGAUCCAAAACCGAUAUUCAACACACAGUUUUGGUAUAAUGGACGUACCUGAUGAUUUAGAGGAAUACGGAACUGGUGAUUUCAUCGAAGUGGACUUUUCUGAUCUGGACAACAACGUUGUCGUUCCGGAAAAUGAAUUAAUUGUGACAGAUAUUAUGCUUACUCAGCUGCAAAUACUAGUACAACCAAUGACAGACGAUGGAAACAACGGCAUAAAUCAUUUUAUUAAUGUAGUGGACUUUCUGAGCGCAACUAUUUAA